Messenger RNA from Sinocyclocheilus rhinocerous, 766 nucleotides. RefSeq names its product prostamide/prostaglandin F synthase-like. Gene Ontology annotation, molecular function: prostaglandin F synthase activity. Lineage: Eukaryota; Metazoa; Chordata; Actinopteri; Cypriniformes; Cyprinidae. The coding region runs from base 122 to 766 and encodes 214 amino acids. Gene Ontology annotation, biological process: prostaglandin biosynthetic process. The transcript is spliced from 6 exons. The record is from RefSeq and is a predicted model, not a curated record.
AUAACAGCGGCGCGUUUGUAUCAUAGACUGUAUGGUUUGUAUGCUUGUGUAAAGUGUAAAAAUCGCUGGAGGAAACAAGGACGAAUUUUACACCUGAAAGCAAAAAAUAAACACUAAGAAAAUGUCAUCCGUGAAUCUGACCAGCUUAGGAGCCAACCAAGUGAAAAACACCACGUCUGGAGAGAUGGUGGAGAUUGGUUCUCUGUGGCGGGAGCAGACAGUUAUUCUCUUCUUCUUGCGGAGGUUUGGUUGUCAGGUGUGUCGGUGGAUGGCAGCGGAGGUCAGUAAACUGGAGAAGAACCUGAAAGCAAAUGGUGUCGCUCUGAUCGGCAUCGGACCCGAAGAGACGGGAGUGAAGGAGUUCAAGGAUGGGGGAUUCUUUAAGGGUGACAUCUACAUUGAUGAGAAGAAACAGUGUUACAACGAUUUAGGCUUUAAAAGGUACAAUGCCGUGAAUGUGAUUCCAGCUGCUAUGGGAAAGAGCGUACGAGAAAUUGCCUCAAAGGCAAGUGCAGAAGGAAUUCAUGGAAACUUUAGUGGAGAUCUUCUGCAGAGUGGAGGCAUGCUCAUCGUCACAAAAGAACUUUUUAUCCCACAACAAUACACGCAUGGAUCGUCAGGAGGAGCAGAUGCUAGCUACGGGAAGGGCGAUGCAAGCCUUGGUAGCGCAGGUGUCCGAGCUCCAACUACAACAGCUGAGCUUACCCACUGCGCUACUCCCACCGCCGGUUCCCUCUACAUCUACAGGCAUCGGGCGUCAGCAUGA